UGCAACCUUAUCCUCAAAAGUUCUAACAUGUCAAUUCAAUACCUCUGAAUUUUCCCACCAAAAAAAUCAUCAGAAAAAAUACGGUAAAAAAAAACAAUCAAAGAAGAUGGCCACAGCCAUUCUCUCCACUGCAAAAUCCUUCCUCCCUCCAACCCUUUCCUCCUCAGCAUCUUCUGUUACUUCUUCUUCUUCACUGACAACACCACCAACAUUAAUCCAUGUCCAAAAAACAAGUACAAGGAGAGGAUUGACUAUUUGUAAGGCCCUGAGUGAAGAGCCACGCUCACCUGCUCCAAUCCUCACCAAAAGAAGCCUGUCCAUCUGCUUUCUCAACAGCUUUGCCUUCUCAUUGGUUGGCAAAGAUUUCAGCAGUUCUAAUGCAGCAAUUCUGGAAGCUGAUGAUGAUGAGGAGCUGUUGGAGAAGGUUAAGAAGGACAGGAAGAAGAGGCUUGAAAGGCAAGGAGUACUCAGCUCAUCAAAGAAAGAAACAGGAUAUCUGCAGGAACUUGUGUACCGGCUAAGCAAAGCAGGCCAGGCCAUUGAAAGUAACGAUUUGCCUGCAGCCAGUUCGGUUCUUGGAGUCAGCACUGACACAGAUUGGGUUCAGAAGGCGAACCUCGCUUUGAAUAAGCUAAGCUCUAGCCGUGAAGAGAAGACUGAGGUGGAUACAUUCAACUCCUCACUAGCUUCAUUGAUAUCAUCAGUUACGCGGAAUGAUGUAGAGUCCUCCAAGCUAGCAUUUGUGUCUUCUGCCAGUGCAAUUGAGAAAUGGACAACAUUAACCGGGCUCAUUGACCAGCUUAAGGGACUUUAAAACACAGAAGAUUACUCAUUUGAUCACUACAUUUAUUUAUUUAUUUAUUUUCUGAGAGGAAGGCUCUUAAUUCCAAUAAUUCUCUGAAUCAGUAUUACAAAUAUGAGUUCCAGAGUCUCCAUUGAUUUCCGGCUACCACAGUUUUCGCUAGAAACUACAGAUUUAGUUUCAUUGUUCAACCAUACAAUUGAAUUGAAUGAAGGAAGCUUUUCGUUUUCAUGUGCU
Molecule: messenger RNA, 1039 nt
Organism: Malus domestica (apple)
Lineage: Eukaryota; Viridiplantae; Streptophyta; Magnoliopsida; Rosales; Rosaceae
Product: thylakoid lumenal 16.5 kDa protein, chloroplastic-like
Biological process (GO): photosystem II repair
Source: RefSeq, a predicted model, not a curated record